AUGGAAGAGGAAAUUGAAGACUACGAGGAAGCAGAAGGAGAGGUUGAAAAAUAUCCCAGUUACAAAUCCUCGUCAAUUUUACAGGACCAUACCAGAGCUUUGACGCAAUCAGAGGCUGGCGACUGUCUCCAUACGUUAGGAAAAUGCGAUUCUGGUCUGGGUUAUGCUUAUUUAGGUCUGAACGCCUCUAAUAAGAAUUUGACUGACAUACGAAUCAUACCGAUGUUCAAGUAUGUCCUAUACGUGGAUGUUUCUGGAAACAGAUUGACCACCGAGGCUCUAUGUGUCCUUUCAAAGAUGACGUAUCUUCUAAUGCUCAGAGCUGAUAGAAAUCAUGUGUCUUCUGCAGAAAUGAAAUCGAUGGCUUACCUUCAGGUUUUCACUUUAAACAAAAACAAAUUGACAAGCACGUCGGGUAUUUCCCAUCGGCUUCUAGAAUGUCUGGAAUUGAGCCACAAUAAUAUCGAGGAAGUGACGUUGAAUCCAUACGACUUGGAGAACCUCAAAACCCUCGAACUUCGUGGUAACGUGCUCGUUACUACCAAUGGAAUAUUCUUUCCGGGACUAAUUCGUCUGUAUUUAGCGGAGAAUCAGAUCGAGAAGUUGGAAGGUCUGGAAAUUUUGGUGAAUUUAAAGAUUUUGCAUCUGCGAAGCAACAAACUAUCGAAUCUGAGCGGAUUCGACUCGCGCUGUGCCAAGCUCGAGUACUUGAACCUCCGAAACAACGAGAUCGCGAAAAUCUCGGAACUAGAGAAACUGAACUGUUUGCCAUCGCUCGAGACCCUGAUUAUCUUGGAAAAUCCUGCUACAGAUGACACAGAAUCGGACGAAGAGAGCGCGUACAGACACAUCGUUUUGGCUAUGUUACCUAAUCUGACGCGACUCGACAAGGACCCGGUGCUUCAUCAUGAAAAGAAAGAGGCUAAGGAAUUUCGUAAACAAAUGAUUCUCGACGGGACCGGAUUCAUCGAUUUCGAUUCCAAUCUUCCCAAUCAAUGAAUUAGUUAUAUCUUGCGAAUAUUUGUGUUCGAUGUUUUGGAAAAUUUCGAAGCCAAUUUAAAUGGGAUUUGCAUUAAUUACUUCCUUGUAAUCUUUGGAGCGACAAGGGAUACGUUUUACAAUGAACGAAAACACCCUUCGGAACAUGUAAACAUUUUAUUACGAUAUUACAAAUAGCAGGGGAAUGUAAUUAUUUUAUCGCAAGUCAUACGAAUCAAACACUUAACGUUACAAAUAAUUGUCUAACUUUGUUAGAACUUACAUACACGCGUUUAAUAUUUAUUAUAUUUAUUUAUGUAUUUCUUAUCGUAUUUAUUUAAUCAGAUUAAAGAAAUAGUAACAAUAUUUUUCUAUUAUCGAGUAAGUUUAUGUAACCACGGCGCGAUCAGGUGAUUUUAACAAGCGUUCGUGCGCAACAAAAUUGUCUUGGUAUUUUUCCACGGUUAUAACUCGCCCCCUCUGUUACAGAUCGAGAAAUAAAAAUGUUUAUAAAAUUUCGA
This is a messenger RNA of Hylaeus volcanicus, 1499 nucleotides long. Its product is annotated as leucine-rich repeat-containing protein 23-like. The transcript is spliced from 2 exons. Bases 1 to 999 code for a protein of 332 amino acids. The record is from RefSeq and is a predicted model, not a curated record. Gene Ontology annotation, molecular function: protein binding. Lineage: Eukaryota; Metazoa; Arthropoda; Insecta; Hymenoptera; Colletidae.